Molecule: messenger RNA, 1299 nt
Organism: Prunus armeniaca (apricot)
Lineage: Eukaryota; Viridiplantae; Streptophyta; Magnoliopsida; Rosales; Rosaceae
Source: the annotation of a GenBank genome assembly
AUGAGAAGCUCUGCUCCCACCAGAGCUUUAGUUUCAAUCUCAACCUUCUUUUUUCUACUAACCUGUCUCAGUAUUACCUACUCUGUGACAGACCAUACCCACAAAGAAACCCUCAAGCUUGUUUUAAGUGGCCACCAUAGGGGAGGCAGCAAAGAUAGAAGCCAUAGAAAGCAAAUAAGCCCACCACAAGCACCUCCAGAUUUACCAAACACAAAAGAACUUGUGUUUGCAGAUCAAAAGCUUGAGCUAGUGUACCCAAUUAUCCAAAAAUUCAAGUCCACCAUCACCUCAGAUCCUCUAGGCAUCACCAAAACUUGGGUAGGCUCCAAUAUUUGCAGCUACAGAGGCUUCUAUUGUGACAACCCCCCAAACAACAGCUCUGCAAUUGCCCUGGCCUCCAUUGACUUCAAUGGUUUUCAACUUGGUGCUUCUUCACUUGAUGGGUUUCUUGACCAACUCCCUGAUAUUGCCCUCUUCCAUGCAAAUUCCAACAAUUUUUCAGGCACCAUCUCUGCCAACAUUGCCAAGCUCCCCUAUCUCUAUGAGCUUGACCUAAGUAACAACCAAUUCUCUGGUCCUUUUCCCAGUGUUGUUCUUGGGAUGAGCAACCUCACUUUCUUGGACAUAAGGUUCAAUUUUUUCACUGGGUCAGUUCCACCUCAGAUAUUCACUCAGGACCUUGAUGCCCUGUUCAUUAACAACAACAAUUUCAUGCAGAAGCUUCCUGAUAAUUUGGGUAGCUCUCAUAUUCUUCUCCUCACCUUAGCAAACAACAAGUUCAUGGGCCCAAUUCCACCAGGCAUUUCCAAAGCCUUUUCUGCUCUGACUGAAGUUCUGCUCCUAAAUAACCAGUUAACAGGUUGUCUGCCUUAUGAGAUUGGGUUACUAAAGGAGGCCAUAGUGUUUGAUGCAGGCAAUAACCAAUUGACUGGCCCUUUGCCAUUCUCUCUGGCUUGCCUGGAGAGUGUGGAGCAGCUCAACUUUGCUGGUAAUUUGUUGUAUGGCAUGGUGCCAGAGGUGGUCUGUGGGCUGCAGAAUUUGGUAAACUUAUCAUUGUCUGAUAAUUAUUUCACAAACGUUGGUCCUCUUUGUAGAAUGUUGAUUGGUAGAGGAGUGCUUGAUGUUAGGAACAACUGCAUUCCUGAUCUUCCAUUCCAAAAAUCAAUUGAAGAAUGUGCAGAUUUCUUUGCACACCCAAGGUUGUGUCCCUACAUUGGAUCUUACACUUACAUUCCCUGUAAGUUUCCUCAUUUUGGUUCUUCUGCUACAUUACUUCCUCAAGUGGCUCCCUCGCCUUGA